AUGGAGAGAGAUGCAGAGACACACACAGAGAGAGAAGAAGAAACAGAGCAGACAGAGCUGAUGCAGGAGAAGAAAGAGAGCCGAGUGAACGACGCCGAGGAGAAACAUCUGAAAUCAGUCACUUCUCAUUUCAGUCGCUCAGAACUGAAGAAGACAGUCUCGCAGGAAGCCAGUAAUGUGUUCGUCUGCCCCGAGUGUGGGAAGAGUUUCACACACAGAGGACACUUCAACGAACACGUGAAGAUCCACUCGGGAGUCAAGCCCUUCAGCUGCCCUCACUGUCAGAAGAGCUUCACCUGUAGAGGACACCUGAAGCGGCACGUGCGCAUCCACACCGGAGAGAGACCGUACGCUUGCACCCAGUGCGGGAAGAGCUUCAAGUGUGCCACCAACCUCAAAGACCACCAGCGCUCGCACUCGGGAGAACGAGCCUUCAGCUGUGAGCAGUGCGGGAAGAACUUCAUCCUGGCGUCCAACCUGAAGGCCCACCUGAAGAUCCACACCGACGAGAAGCCGUACGUGUGCGCCGUGUGCGGGAAGGGCUUCCUGCGCCUGGGCUGUUUCAACGAUCAUCAGAAGAUCCACACGGGCGAGCGAGCGCACAUCUGCUUCGAGUGCGGAGACACCUUCACCAGAUCCAGCGCUCUGAAGCAGCACCAGAAGAUCCACAGCGGAGAGAGACCCUACAGCUGCUCACACUGUGGGAAGAGCUUCACUCACUCGGGAGCGCUGCGGAGACACGAGCGUGUGCACACCGGAGAGAGACCUUACCCCUGCACCGCCUGCGGGAGGAGAUUCACCCAGUCCAGCGACCUGCAGAACCACCGGAAGAAGCCCUGUCCCGUACGGUCAACACUGGGCUGAAGGAGAAUCAUUCAUGAGACUCAUCAUUCCUGUCACUAACACUACUGAGAUACCAGAGCUUAUAGUGUGGAUAGAAACACUGAGUUCAGUCGAAAACAGCAAAUACAGAUUGUGUGGAUUACAGUGUUACUCCAGUAGAUGGAGACAAGUGGAAAAGGUGUUCAUCGUUCUGUACAGAGGUUCGUUUAGAAAACUGAUUUCUUCCAGUAAUCAAGCAAGUGAAGACUUUAUGAGUGAGUCACGGAAUGAUUCAUUCAAGAGAUUCAUUCAAAAACACUGAUUCAUCUGGAAAUGAAACAAGUGAAGUCUUUAAGUGAGUCAUUGAAUCAUUUGUUCAAAAACACUGAU
Carassius carassius (crucian carp) is the source of this 1212-nucleotide messenger RNA. Its product is annotated as gastrula zinc finger protein XlCGF7.1-like. Gene Ontology annotation, molecular function: RNA polymerase II cis-regulatory region sequence-specific DNA binding; DNA-binding transcription factor activity, RNA polymerase II-specific. Gene Ontology annotation, cellular component: nucleus. The record is from RefSeq and is a predicted model, not a curated record. Lineage: Eukaryota; Metazoa; Chordata; Actinopteri; Cypriniformes; Cyprinidae. The transcript has 2 exons. Bases 1 to 864 code for a protein of 287 amino acids. Gene Ontology annotation, biological process: regulation of transcription by RNA polymerase II; central nervous system development.